AUGGGAGCAGGGCAGUCGCUUGACCAGCGGGCGGCGUUAGCCGCGGGUGAAAAGGCCAAGGGCGGGGCUUACCGCGUGAUGAAGAUUCAGCGCGGCAGUCCGGCCGAGGCCGCCGGUCUCGAGAUCUUCUUUGAUUUCAUCACGCAAAUCGACGACGUCCCUCUCACCUCGCCGACAGAAGAGACGCUCCAGGCCUUCUUCGCCAAAGUGAAUCAACCGAAUCGGCCUGAGCCGGUACAGCUCGUUGUGUUCAACGCGCGAAUGCGCAGCUUCAGAACUGUGACGCUCGUUCCGGCUGCCCUUCUGCCGCCUGCGUCGCGCGCAAAUCGCGCGGUGUCUUCGUCUAUUUUCUCUCUCGGUCUCUCCGUCUCCUUCGCGGACGUCUCCAACGUCAUGAGCGAGGGCGUUCGCGUCCUUGCCGUCGCGCCGAACUCGCCCGCGGCGCACGCGGGUCUCGUCGCCACGCAGGACUGGAUUCUUGCAGACAACCAGGGCGUCUUUCGGGACUUGGACGACCUGGUGGAGAGCGUCUCGGCCUCGCUGAAGCGGCACAUGCAGAUUUUCGUCUUCAACGCAGCCUCCGAGACGAUUCGCGAGGUCUUCAUCGUUCCCAACAACGACUGGGGCGGCGAGGGAAGUCUGGGCUGCGAGCUGGGCAGUGGGUAUCUCCAUCGCCUGCCUUUCUCUCGGCGCGCCCUGGCGGGCGUGACAACUUCCGAGUCUCACGCAGAUUUGACGGCCUCGCCUUCGCCUCGCGCGUCCUGUCCGUCCGCGGACCCCCGGGUCUGCUCGCCUGCUCGCCCAUCGUCUCCGGGCGCGGUCGAAGGCGAAGAGCCCGCGGCUCCAGUGUCUCCUUGCGGGCCAGAGCGCCCAACUAGCCAGAGGGACGCAAAGGAAGGGGCCUCCGCAGGGCCGCAGGGCGAGCGAGACGCGGAGCGGGCGUGCGCCGCAGUGCGGAAGAAAGAAAGAGACGACUGCUUGCUUCUCAAAGAGGCGAGCGAACAGGAUGGCAGAGUUUCGCGCGACGGCAAGGAGGAGGUCUACAUCCUCGACAGCGAUGGCGCGCCCGUUCUCCUCACUGAGGGCGUCGAGUUCAACGACGCGUAUCCUCCCUACGCGCAUGCGUUCGACGACGGCGAAGACGAGGUGUGGGACCUCGUGUGUCCGUACCGCGACGAGGGCGACGAGUUCGGGGCCGCCGGCGCGGACUUUGCGUGUCGCCCCUCGGCCUCCUCCCUGCAGCCCAGCGGCUACUUCCUCUAUCCCGUCACAAACUCGCCGCUUAAAGAAACAUCAUUCCCCCUCUGCGACGACAGAGACGGGUACGCUGCGCACAACGGUCGCUCUGCUGUCGCGGGCUCGAGUGUGCCGUUCCCCUUCGCCCUCGCGAACGCUCAAGGGAGGAGCAGAGGCCGCCGAGACUCGGACUUUGACGAGACUUCGUCAUACUUCGCCUACGACUUGCCGUACGCCGCUGCAAUGGCGCGCCACACGUCGGCGGUGUUUACAGGGCCUCCUCAGGCGGGCGAAGUUGUGUCGAGUUCCUCGCUUCACUAG
Molecule: messenger RNA, 1557 nt
Organism: Besnoitia besnoiti
Lineage: Eukaryota; Apicomplexa; Conoidasida; Eucoccidiorida; Sarcocystidae
Product: gorasp2-prov protein
Exons: 9
Coding region: 1-1557 (518 amino acids)
Biological process (GO): Golgi organization
Cellular component (GO): Golgi apparatus
Molecular function (GO): protein binding
Source: RefSeq, a predicted model, not a curated record